AUGGGAGCAGACAACGUCACGACAAUUCGCUGGGGGAUUAUGGCAACGGGGGAGAUUGCCAAACUCUUCGUCAAGGACCUCCUCAUCGACCCGGCCACGCAGCUAUUUAUUCAGCAGAAUAUCACACCGGUAAUGUCAAGAGAUAUCAGCUGCACGGCAUACGGAUCAUACGAGGAGUUGGUCACAGACGCCAACGUGGACGUGCUGUAUAUUGCAAGCCCGCACUCCCACCAUUACCAAAACUGCAUGCUAGCACUCGAAAACUCCAAGGCGAUCCUUUGCGAGAAGCCCCUCACGGUGAAUGCAAAACAGGCGAAGGUGCUCUACGAAACAGCCCAGCGUCAGAACCUCUUCUUGAUGGAGGCGGUUUGGACGCGUUAUUUCCCUCUCAGUACUGCGGUGCGCCAAUACAUCCGAGACGGCCUGAUUGGCGAAGUGCUGCGCGUCUAUGUAGACAAUUCUACCGGGGUGGACAUUUCCAAUCUGAGCUCUACCCACAGGUACCUAGACAAGGAGCUAGCUGGAGGUGCUCUGUUGGAUAUUGGUAUUUAUCCUUUGAUAUGGGUCUUUCAGACACUAUAUCAUACGCGAGAGAAACAUCAGCGACAGAAGCCAAGCCAAGUCGUGAGUCUGCUCACAUACGAAAAGUCUUCCCGUACCGACCAAAUGGCAUCGGUUAUGGUGGAGUUCCCAUCCUCGACACCAUCGGGAACCUCUGUGGCCCACGGCAUUAUGUCUACCUCAAUGAUACUUUCGAAUGACGCAGACGGAAAAGGGUCGUCAGGUACCGCAGUGCGCAUACAGGGGCUGGAGGGGGAGAUCCAGAUCCUCGGCCCUGUUCACCGGCCGGAGUCCGUGAAGAUUAUCCGCAAAGGGGAAUGCAGGACGGUCCAUUUUGAGAUUCCGGCUGGCGGCCAUGGUAUGUACUGGGAGGCUGAUGAGGCCGGACGGUGUAUUCGGGACGGCAAGAUUCAGAGCGAAGUCAUUCCGUGGGACGAAUCGGUGGCCAUCAUGGAGGUGGUGGAUGAGAUCCGGGCACAAGCGAAUUAUUCAUACCCUGAGCAGAUUGAAUCGACGGAGUAUCCCCUUAGUUUAAAGAAGAAGGCUCUGUGA
Aspergillus nomiae NRRL 13137 is the source of this 1113-nucleotide messenger RNA. Its product is annotated as Gfo/Idh/MocA family protein. The record is from RefSeq and is a predicted model, not a curated record. NCBI's taxonomy places the organism in Eukaryota, Fungi, Ascomycota, Eurotiomycetes, Eurotiales, Aspergillaceae. Bases 1 to 1113 code for a protein of 370 amino acids. The transcript has 3 exons. Gene Ontology annotation, molecular function: nucleotide binding.